Drosophila innubila is the source of this 990-nucleotide messenger RNA. RefSeq lists its product as uncharacterized. The transcript has a single exon. Gene Ontology annotation, cellular component: Rad51B-Rad51C-Rad51D-XRCC2 complex; replication fork; centrosome. The record is from RefSeq and is a predicted model, not a curated record. Gene Ontology annotation, biological process: DNA strand invasion; double-strand break repair via homologous recombination. NCBI's taxonomy places the organism in Eukaryota, Metazoa, Arthropoda, Insecta, Diptera, Drosophilidae. Gene Ontology annotation, molecular function: four-way junction DNA binding. Bases 58 to 783 code for a protein of 241 amino acids.
AGACAAUGAUUAAUCGUGCCAUCACUAGACACAACAGCGUUGAUAAGCGAAUGAAUAAUGGAUAUUACUAGUGCAGCAACACUUUAUUUACAACAAUUGGGUAAACAGCGUCCAAGUAUCUCGGAUUUGAAUUCUAACAUAUUCACCAAUGGUGGCCCAGAGCCCUCGUCUCUUGUCGAGAUUUCCGGUGUGCGAAAGAGCGGAAAAAGUCUUCUUUUAAUGCAGCUUGUUGCGCAUUACGUUCAACGAUGUGAUGUGAUAUUUUUUAAUAUUAGCAACAAGAUCGAUGCUCAGUUACUUGGAAGACUUAUCAAAGACGCUCUCGAGAAUUCUAACCCAAAUGCCACUCCAGCCGAGCUGGAAGACAAGAUCGAAAAGUGUAUGGAUUCAUUGAAAAUUAUAAAUUGCUUUUCAUCUUCCCAACUUGAAAUGGCUAUUAAAGCUCUGGAUCAAUAUAUUCUGCUCGACAACGGGAGAAUCAGCCUGAUUGCCGUGGAUUCUCUAUGCGAGUUCUAUUGGCUCGAUCUUGAACCAGAGGCUCGCCAACGCAAAUACACCUAUUAUAUGAACUGGCUAGCUCGGUUGAAAAAGAUCUGCAAUAAGUUUUACGUCAGUUGCAUUUACACCGUGGACAGCAGCUUUAAUAGGAAUCAAUAUACGUCAUCGCGAUCGAUAUCAAUAGAUUACAAAUUGCAUUUGGAUUUAUUAAGGAGUGGAGUGCGAACAUUAAACGAUCAAAAUAUUUGCAUAAACGAUAAAGGUGUACAAAUUAUUGAUAAAUAAAACCAAUUUACAAAAUUUACGCGCCUUUUUUUUUAUCAAAUUUGUGAUGGGAUAACUAUCGGUGCAUAGAUUUUUGCCUAUCGAUAGUUUCACACUGACAAUAGAUUACGAUAGCCAGUGAGCGAUUUUUCAUACUUGCUUGUCAUCACAAAUUUUUCUGCUCGAAGCGACGAAAAAACGUGCUAGUUUUUUUCAUUAGCCAACCGA